AUGCUGAUGCGGUCACACGGCCAUGUGGCCUCGGCCGAUCAUCACGCACCGCAAGGGGAAGGAGGAGCCUGGAGGAUGGGCCUGGUCGACCUCUGCUAUAUUCGCCGGGCCAUCCAUCGCGAAUGGAGUCUCCCAUCGUUGCAGCUCGGACUAGCCUCGGCUUCGCGUGCCGGACAAGAGUCGGACUGGAUCCAGCAACGAAUCUGCCGUUGGAAGAUUGCUCAUGAGAACGGCAUGGGAAUCAAGUAUAUAUUCACCGAUUCCGACCUGCCACCGGCUGUGUCAAGGCCCUUCCUAAGAUCAAGGUUCCUUUGUGACCGAGUUGCGUUGGCUGGUAGCUUGCCGUCGGCUUCUGAAUGA
Molecule: messenger RNA, 360 nt
Organism: Drechmeria coniospora
Lineage: Eukaryota; Fungi; Ascomycota; Sordariomycetes; Hypocreales; Ophiocordycipitaceae
Exons: 1
Coding region: 1-360 (119 amino acids)
Source: RefSeq, a predicted model, not a curated record